CAGAACAAAACAACAGAGAAUCAUUCAUUCUUGGUGAGCUUAAGGUAUGAGCUUCAUACAUCGCUCCAUCGCAACUGUAACAUUUCCCUAUUUCCCAUUAAACCCUUCUCCCAAAACCCCAACCUACUUCACUCCCCUACCUUCUCUCCCCAACAAAAACCACAAACCCCUUAUUUCUGCAAACCCUAAUUCCAGCCUCCGCUUCCGCAUUAGAGCUUCCGCCGCCGCCGACAGUAACCAGACGCCGUGGUGGGUGAAUCUGGUGCCGGCCCAAGGUUUGGGAGCCGAUAAAGUUUUCAGAUUGAUUUCCGGCGCCACCGCUAGCCCCAUUGGCCAGUACGUGUCGGAACCUGUCACUUUUCUUCAUUCUCUCGACCCCAGAGUCAAAUUGGUAUGGCUUUUGGCUCUAGUUGUUUUACCAGCGAGGUCACACAUAAUACUUCGUUUUGGAUUGGUUAUUUACCUGGCCAUUUUGUCUAUAUGGGUUUUGCCGAGGUAUGCGUGGAUGGAUCAAUUGGGAAGAGUCUCUUUAAUUUCUGGACUUUUAUUCAUUAUGUUGGGGCUGGGUGCAGAUGGCGCUCCGUCCCUUGUUCAAUUAAGAACCCCUCCUCCUGCAAUCACAGGACUAUCAAAUCUUCCUACUUCUCUGGCAGGAUACUCAUAUCUAAUAUUUAAGCUAGGGCCAAUACAGUUUACACGGAAGGGCUUGUCUGUAGCAAGCACAGCUGCUUGUUUAACCUUCACAGUUUUCCAAAGUGCGAGCCUUUGCCUAACAACCACAACCCCUGAAGAACUUGCUUUUGCCUUGCGGUGGUUUAUGCUCCCUUUGACAAACCUUGGAGUUCCAGUGGCUGAAAUUAUUCUUACACUCAUGCUUUCAUUGAGGUUCAUCAGUCUAGUGUUUGAUGAGGUCCGUAAUGUUGCGUUGGGGAUUGUAUCUCGCAGGGUAGACUGGGAACAGUUAACAAUGGUGGAGACAAUCGAUGUUUUCUUUGCCUUCUUCCGUAGGAUCUUCAAAAAUAUUUUUAGCCACGCAGAGCAGAUUUCUCAGGCAAUGAUUGCAAGAGGUUUCAGAGGGGACUGCAACACACAUAAAAUGUACUUGUUAUCAGAUCCAUCCAUUGGCAUAGCAGAUGUUGUUUCAUUGCUCUGCCUGGUUGGUAUUAUAGGUACUGCGGUUUGGUCGGACUAUUUUCUUGUUUGAUAAGCAGUGCAAUUCCUGGGUAAAACUUCUUUCGUCCCUCUUUUUGGUGUAUGACAAUUCCCGAGAAUAUUGCUUCACACUUUUGCCCUGGCUGAACAAGCUUAUUGACAGGGACAUAGAAAAAAUGUAUAUGAUAUGGUUCCAUAAACCUGUUCAAGUCGUCUGUUGUAGAAACUCUGUUGAAGGCAUUUAAUCUUUGCUACCUAAUGGGAGAUGAUUAGUCAUCCAUUAGAAAUUCCUGCAAAGAAGUAUGAGAGGUGCUACCUAGCUUGACUGUAGUGAAAGCCAAGAAUGCUACACCAAAAAGAUUGGAGACAUGGCUGUAUUCUUGACCUCUAGCGUUCAGGCUAUGCUGGCUAAUGCAGAACAAGCCUCCCCAAUAACAGUGGGGUCGUCGAUAGUUGAAGCGAUUACUGUACUUGGUAAAGGAAGAUGAACAUUUGGAACUAUAAUUCUGGCAAUCUUAGAAAAGACUGAAUCUCUCUCGCUCAACAUAAGGAGUUGAGGAAGAGUGUACCAUGGCAUUCUCUAUCAUUAUUGUUUCAUACUGUUAUCACACUACUACA
Molecule: messenger RNA, 1770 nt
Organism: Argentina anserina (silverweed cinquefoil)
Lineage: Eukaryota; Viridiplantae; Streptophyta; Magnoliopsida; Rosales; Rosaceae
Product: protein ABCI12, chloroplastic
Exons: 7
Coding region: 47-1204 (385 amino acids)
Cellular component (GO): chloroplast
Source: RefSeq, a predicted model, not a curated record